Messenger RNA from Marchantia polymorpha subsp. ruderalis, 5836 nucleotides. NCBI's taxonomy places the organism in Eukaryota, Viridiplantae, Streptophyta, Marchantiopsida, Marchantiales, Marchantiaceae. The record is from the annotation of a GenBank genome assembly.
CGUCGUCCUCGUCGCGACUCGCGAUGCGAUCGUGGACCGAUUCGUCCCUCGCGCGACAAACGGUACGAAUUUAGAUGGGAGCUCGAGAGCGGGAGCUGGCGAAAUGCUAAUUGGAUCGUCGGGCUCAUCGGAUUUGGUGAGGUCUGCCCGCACGAGGAGGAAGAAGAGGGAGAUUUUCGCGCGGCGGACUGGAGCAGAGAAGCGAAUGAUCGAGCUUCGUAGUCAGAUUCUCGUUUGGGGUCUUUUCUUCCCUUCCAUGACGUCGGGGAGUGUAAUGUGGAGCUUGGUCUGAGCAGAACACUCAACCGACUCACUCGCCUGCACUUUACUAUAGCAUACUUUCAAUAGUGCCUCUCUCGGAUUGCAUUGCGUUGCAUUACGAAGUCCUUCGUUUCCUUCGCCAUAAACUCAGAGAGCAGAGCAGCUCGAUGAACUGGAAGGCAGCUUCCCUCGUUCGUGCUGUGCCGGGAAGGAAAUUGCGCGGAUGGAUCUAUUGAGAGGACGAGGGAAUAGUGAUCGGAAGAAUUCCGUCUGAAUCGUGCACACGGCAUCACUGUAGAGCGGGAGGACGAGCAGCAGCAGCUGUUGCUUGUGAGUGAGGUGAGCUCGCUCGUUCAUGGUGACAGUGGGUUCCAUAGACUGUGCCGUGGGCUGGAGUGAAGGUCUGAGGAGGUCCUCUGGCAUGGACGAGGCACGGACAGGUGUGGAGCAGGAGCAGGAGCAUCAGCAUUGGGGCGUACUCUCAGCGAGGGCGUGGUGGACUAGACCGGAGUUCAGUGCACUGGAGCCGAGCAGCUGUAGGUGGUGGGCUUGAAUGUUAGUUUAGUGCUGGGAAGAAAGCUUAGCGCAUGAGAUUUGUUCCGGUGGUAGCAGCGAGACGAUGAGGCCUGCGCAGGCAGACUCUUUGAAAUUUCGAGUUCCUUCUCUACUCUUCCUCUUCCUCUCGCGCGCGAGUUGUGAUGGCCUGGGAUGCACUUGCGCCCAUUGCGGAUAAUAUAGGAGAGCCCAGAGAAGGAGAAGGAGGAGGCGGCCCUGGUGACGAGGGGCUGAGGGAGAGUCUCAGCAAGUGGACCGCAGAACAAGAGCAUUGAGAAAAAUUGUCAGUCGUUGAGCCAAAAUGAGCUGCGUGGGAUUACUGGCGAUCGCGGCCGGAGCUCCUCAGUGUUCCCCUCCGAGCACAGAUGAAUGCCCUGAAGAUGAUCUGUCUCUGGCUCACUACGUGCAGCCGAGUAGUACUAAGAUGACGGGAGCACCAAUGAUGAUGAUGGAGGCAGCUCUCAAGGUCGAUAAAGUUCUAGCGAGGUUACAAAGUUUGCAAGGAACAGUGACCAUUCCCACACCACCUGUGUCGGCGACAGUCUCGGCAUGCAUCAGUCCCGCCUACAGCAGGUCCAAGAGCUGCAUCGGAAGUCCCAAGUUCGAGAGGGAGGAGAAGGAGAACGUCAUCAGAAUCCACGACAUUUUACGAUUUUCGGAUGACUUCACAGGAAAAUUCCCGAGUCUCACGCAAGAGCAUCGAGGGAGGUACUUGAGAAGACUGUCACGCUCCAAGACUGAAGUCUUCGAUGAGAAGAAAGAUCCGCGAGAUCCUCAUGGUGAAUGGAAGCACUGGUCAUCUCCAGCAGGCGACGUGCACAAGGUGAUUUCAGAGAUUCUAAUGGCGAGUCAGAUAGCAAAGGAGAUCACGAGUAUGGUCAAUGCAUGUUUGGUGCACACAGAUGUUGGCAGUUCGGAUGAGGAGAAGCCGGUUCGAAAGCAGGUCAAACACAAGCAUAAGCAGAAGGCUUCUUCAUCCAAUAAGGAAUCGGUGGCUGGUUCGAGCAAUCGUGCGCUCAAGAAGGAGGAUCCCAUGCACAAAUUUAGAGUGGUGACGCCGUCGGAUACUUCCAAGAGGCGACCCAAUUCUGGCAAUAGGAAGGAAAUUCUCUACCCGAAGUCGAAGCUCACCGCUGAUCUGGUCAGACCAGUCGAUGACACGCAGGAACUAUCGUCCACCGAGAGGAAAAUGCAAUCUCGCCGAUCACCUCGAGCAUCUGUAUCUCCCCGUACUUCCCUCGAGGAGCCUGUUCAGAAAAGCCGGUCGAAAGCAGCUGCAUCAGCUGCCAAUGCCGUCGAGUCCCCAAGAGUUUAUCUCCAGGAGCCUGUUCUUAAGACUCAGGUGAGAGUCGCUGGAGAGUCUUCCAGAGUUGCUACUACACCUCGCGCAUCCGUCGAGGAACCUGUGUUGAGAAAUCAUGCAAGACUUGCCGCAGAGUCUUCAAGUUCAAGAGCUGCUCCUGGAGCUUCAUGUCGUGCAUCAUCAUCAGUAGAGGAGCCUGCGUCAAGGAAUCAUGCAAGAGUUGCCGCAGAGUCUGCAAGAACUGUGGGAACAACGACAGCCACGACAGCCCGUGCACGGUUGGAGGAGCCGUUCUUGAGAAAUCAUGCAAGAAUUGCUGCCACCGGAACAACAACACCUUGUUCGUCGGUCGGGGAACCACCUUACUUGAGGAAUAAUAUCAGAGUUUCUGCCACUGCCAAUGCUGCCGAGUCGUCACGAGCUUCAGGAACACCCCGUGCAUCCGGUAACGACCCUGUGUUGACAAGGAUUCGAACCAGAGUUGCUGCACCCGAGGCUUCGAGCACCUUAGUGGCCCCAGCACCAACGCCUCGUACCUCAUCAGUCGAGGACCCGAUCUUAACGAGGAUUCGUAUCAGAGUUGCAGCUGCAGCUGAGCCUUCUGGAGGAUCCGCAUCACUACUUCAUAGUGCGGAGGAGCCACUGUCAAAACUUCGGACGAGAGCUUCUGCUGCUGCUCCCACUCCCACCAAGUCUGCCUCGACUUCGGAUAUGUGGGAAGCAAAGGAAAUAACCAACUGCUUCUCCUCGCCUCGAGCAAUGGGUGAAUCUAAGAAGUCUGCUUUGCCAUCGUCCAGUGCUGUAAGAAAGGGCAGAAAUUCUCGAUCACCACCUCAGGCUUCCCAUACCUCAGAGCAACCGAGAUUGAGCACCUCGUCCCUCGCUCCCCUUCAAACUUGCUCACCCAGGAGACACAACAGUUUACGCUUUUCAUCGCCAGCUGAUUAUUCAUUACCUGAACAACCUUCAACAGAGCAGCGUCUGCUCGUAAAUUCCCCGGUUCGGUCGCGAAUUGGCAGAUUGCCUCAAGAGAAUGCAGCUGUGGCUGAAGGCUCUUCAGCUAGAAUCAGAAGAUCUCAGAGAGAAUCGGCAGCAGCAAAUAUGGAGCCUAGGAUUGCAUCCUCGUCCGCUUCUAGCCUUUUGCCCACCGCUGUGAGAAAAGCAUUUCGUGCAGAAACGGCUGGCGGUGCUGAAGAUUUGAGGAUUCCUGGAAUAACUGCUGAGCUUCCAAAUUGCACGAGACACCAGCGCCCAUCUGCAUCUGCCCGGGCAGGAGGAGAUAAUGUGUCCACCACAUCCAGUGGCUCGCUCAAAGGUGGCAGAGACGAUGACUGGUUCAGGAAGUCGCUGGAGGCAACGGAGAUAAGUUUGGGUCCAAAUAAACCGUGGAAGUCAGGAACCAAGGCCGUGCUCUUCUCCAAUCCCACAUUCGCACCAGCUUCCCCGCCGGGUGCUAGACCCGCACAGGAAAAGGAAAAGGAAAAGGAAAGGCCUGCCACUCCCCCAGUCAGGCAGCCAUCGCCCAAUCGCUCCACAUCGGCCACCAGAAGAGUGAAGGAAUGGGUGGGAAAUGUGCUCCAUGGGCGUCGUUCUGUGUCUCCAGACAUUGCUGGAAGAGUGGGCCAUUCAAAUCGCAAGCUCAUCUCGCUGUCACCUGGCAGAGCAUCACUUCCAUCGUUGAUUUCCAGGCUUCCCUCGAGGGGGAAGAAAGCUUCUUCCUCUGCCCCCAGAGCUACCGUCUUCCCUUCAGUAGCCUCCAAGGACGUGGUAGUAGGAGAGCUUCCACUUCCCCCAUGUCGCCAGGCGCAGAAGCUGGCAGCUUCUAAAUUAGCAGAGCUUCCAUCACAUCCCGGGGGUGGUCAGGUAAUGGAGCUGAAAGCUCAAAAGGAGAUAUUGGAUCGUCAAGCACAUCACAUGGCAGCUCAGAAGAAGCUGAUGGUUGAAGACUGGUCCCGAACAGUGGAGCCUCCGGCACCUUUCGACAAAGACGUGGGAGUAGCGUGUCGACCAGGGCCAGUGUUGUACUCCAUGAGACAAUUGAAUGACAUGGAUUACAGUGCGAAGCAUUGUAUGAAGAAAGCUAUGGAAUCAAGUUCUCCGAUGAGAGAAAAACAGUCUUAUGUCAGAUAUUUUAGAGAACAGCCAGAACCCAAUCUCCCUCUGAGAAAGGAUAGGGAGAUUGCUAACUUCAAACUCGGAUCCGGAUGGGAAAACGAAGUCGGAGUACUCGGCGUUCUGUCACAAUGCAGAAGUAUGACCCAGGAGCAACCUACUGUACCUGUUGCUGCCUCUAAAAGGGUUGAAAAGGAGAACGUUGCUACUGCUGCUGCUCAGCCGGUGGUGGACUCUGCGCAAGGUGCGUUGAGAAAAAGUUGGUCCAUGGGCUCCCAGCGUUCAACGAGCACCGUUCGUGCGAUGAGCACUGGGAAAGUGCGCACAGGUCCAUCGUUUCUCAAGCGGGCCAAAGACUGGAUGAGAACUCAAACUCCCUUCCGGGACCGUCCUCAAAAGACGACUGAUUUUAGUUGAAAGGCAUCUGGAGCAACAGAAGGUGCUUCGAUGAGACGAGCAAUUUAGGUGUGCCUGCAUUGGUGGUGCAAUUUAUCUAUUGCUCGAGUCUUUAAUUCCGCGAGGAUUCAACAUCAACAAACUAGAACAAUCUCAUUAGCUGACUUCACAACUCUAAGUUUCUUGAGUUCGCAACCAAGCAAACUGAAUCUCGUUGUGAUCGGCGAUUUUACUUGAAGCCAUUCAUCUUCACAAAGUUGCCGAAUCGAAUCGACAACUGCUGUGUGCUCUCAAUAGUGGGCUCCGCGGGUUACUGCUCACCGGUUUGCUAGUUUUGGCGCCCCACGAUCUGGAGCGCAAUCAUCAUAAAACCAUAAUCCUCAUCAUAACCACCCCUCCCCUUUCUUUACUCAUGUACAGAUUCUUGGGUAUGCUGCGAUGCAAGCCGCCGCUGUGCUAGCGAGCGAACAAGCAAGAAACCGAGAUCCCCCUCCAUUGUUAAUCGAAAUUGACGUUUGUAUAGAUCUAUCAAUCAGUCAGUCAUCGGGCACACACCUGCAUGUACCUGAAUUGUGUUGAGUAAAAAGCUCCUAAAAGCUACCAAUUUUGUUUCCGCCCAUGUUCCAGGUUCCAUGUGCAUUUCCAUCGGACACCCAGUCACCAGUGUCUGUUUCUGGUCUUCUAUCGUUGGCGUGUACUCCUCUGAGUUAUUUUAUGAGCUAUUUUUGAGGACUUGCCUGUUGUUAGUCGUCUUGUAAGGUUGGUACGAUCAUGACUCACCACGAUCGACUAAUUUUAUCAAUCCUAGAGAAGGUGACUGAGCUGAAAGAGUAAGACAGGAUCGUCAACAGGGAAGUCCCCCAGCCAGUCCGACACAACGGGACCUUCUCAAGGCGACGAUAGUAUGGUAGUCGGUUUCCAGGCCACGUGCCUCAUGUGACUUGUAUAAAUUCUCCUGGCAGUAUCUGCAGCGGGUUCGAUGAUAUGAUUAUUUCCUCGUGGGAUGCCUUCGGAUUCAUUCAGGUCAAGCGGACCUGUUCCUUAGUGUCUUCGAGUGUGAGGGAAGGGGACUACGGAGGCAGGGAAGUUACGGAAGAGGGAGGAGUGAGGAGAAUGACCUAUUGUGUGGUCAGUCCGUCCACUCGAGGACUCUCGUAGGCAAGCCUAAUAAAGUGAUGUCAUGUGGAUAGGUGCGUUAGAAAUUCUAAC